AUGUCUUACGAUCGAGUUCUCCCCAAACCUUCUGCUUUGCUCCAUGACGCUCCUCCAGUCAAUCUUCCGAGACGGUCUAGCAACCUCCUCGAGCACAAGAUCAUGAACGACGAGGCCGCCAAGGUCGCCAUCAUAGAUCACCCUGUCGACACUGCUUCGUGCAGGUUCGCCCCGAGUUUACCUUCAACGGGGCUGCCGCAGGUGCAUCUCUCCUCGCUCAAUCGGGCCAAGAUCACCCUCAAUAAGAUUGCUUCUAACCCGCCCACCGACUCUGCCAACCUGGGUGCACCAUUGCCCGCGAGGACUAUGCCGCUGCGAGAGCGCUCGUCACAAUCAGAGAGGUCCUCCUCGUCUAGUCCGGUGAAAUCGACGGCGUCAAAGGAUUCAGUGACGCACUUCUGUCUGUGCCAACCAGAUCCCAAGAUUCCCAGACCGCGAAAUGCUUUCAUCCUAUACCGCCAACACUAUCAGGCCGCGGUAGUGGCUCAGAAUCCGGGGCUGGCGAAUCCGGAUAUCUCCAAGAUCAUUGGGGAGCAGUGGAGAAAGCUCCCUCAGGAGACAAAAGAUGAAUGGAAGGCUCUUGCCGAGGAAGAGAAAGCUCGCCACCAGCAGCAGUAUCCUGAGUACCGGUAUCAGCCGCGCCGCUAUGGUCGGGAUGGAAAUUCCCGUUCCAUGAGUUCUGGCAUUAGCCACAACCCACCAGGCUCUACCGUUUGUACUCGGUGUGGAGGUCGUGUCAUGACCCCGCCUGUAUCACCUGAGGCACCGUUCACCCCCAAUGGAUCCUCCAGUGGCGUAUCAACCCAUCCCGACGUGCUCGCGGCCCGAAGUUACCAGUAUCGAGCCAGGGAUGGAGAUAGACCAGUUCACCCCAUCAGGGUUGCAAGCACUGGUGAGAUUCGUCCGCCGCGUCAGCGGCAGUGGGAAGAGAGUGGUUGCCGAUCACCAGACUCGAAACGUCGCCGAUUUAACUCACAGGUGCUGCUGAAACCGAAUAUCCAUCGAGAUCGAAGUCCCGAGUCGCCGUACCCGAUUUCCCCUUAUACCCCCCGUUCAGAUGUGACGCAAGCUCGGGCUCUUCUUCAAAUGCCACAUCCUUCUAGAGCAGCUCGACAGAGUAGGGAACAUCCUUCACAUGACCCGAGUCUGAGACUUCCACCAUUGCAGACCAGUACCCCGGUGGCAAGCUCCAUGACGCCAAUCACCCCCUUUCCGCAAGAAGGAUCAAGUCUUGAGGCCAUGGUCAUGAACAUCCCAUUCAUCAACAAGAUCAAGUUACUUUCCAAAAUAUCGCCUCCGCUCGUGCCAUCUUUCCGUGAUGGUUGCUUUCAACGGCGGGGAGUCGUGAUCGCUGUGGACGGACAAGAUCCGUUGCAAGUGAGGGCAGUCGUUGAUUACCUCAACCGUCUCCUUCAGAAAGAAGGCAAAUAUAACCCCCAGGUCUUCGAGGGUCCCGAUAUCCGCCCACAAGAGUCCCAGGCUGGCCAGAUGGGGGAUGCCACCGUCGACUACCUCAACACAAUUUCUGUAUGGCAUCGCAUCUCCGAUGCGAUCUCGAGCUUCGUCAAGCCUGCGAGUGAGUCUCCGGGAUCGAAAUUAUCUGAUAACGAUGCCGCUUUUGAAGUCUCACCGAAGACCAUCAUCCCUAAGACGGCUGAAUUGAAAAUCGGUUCUCCGGCACAAUCCAGUGAGAACGGAUCAGAUGCCUCCUCGUCGGUCUCCAGUACCGGACUCUCUCCCGUCCCAAUUGCUCUUGUGCCGCGCUAUCAACUCACCACGGCAGACGCGUAUGCCUGCUAUGUACCAAUCAGUGAUUCCUACGCGCCACUAGACCAUUGGCAGUGGAUGGCCUCGCUCUGGCGAGCGUGUGUCGGGCCGGACAUCACUGUCUAUAUCCGGGAUUGCGAGAAGGAUGAGUUGGAUCGCUUCGGAGGCAAUCCGGUUGAGGUUCGUCUGCAAGACGCACGGACUGUAGUUGUGCGCCGAGUAGUGGGUUCUCAGAAAGAUCUAGAAGAGAAGGCUCUAAAACGGGUUGGUUUUGAGAUCGAGGACUUCCUUACUCAAUGA
Molecule: messenger RNA, 2067 nt
Organism: Aspergillus clavatus NRRL 1
Lineage: Eukaryota; Fungi; Ascomycota; Eurotiomycetes; Eurotiales; Aspergillaceae
Product: putative HMG box transcriptional regulator
Exons: 3
Coding region: 1-2067 (688 amino acids)
Biological process (GO): negative regulation of transcription by RNA polymerase II; anatomical structure morphogenesis; cell differentiation
Molecular function (GO): DNA-binding transcription factor activity, RNA polymerase II-specific; RNA polymerase II cis-regulatory region sequence-specific DNA binding
Source: RefSeq, a predicted model, not a curated record